Molecule: messenger RNA, 1758 nt
Organism: Nilaparvata lugens (brown planthopper)
Lineage: Eukaryota; Metazoa; Arthropoda; Insecta; Hemiptera; Delphacidae
Product: dual specificity mitogen-activated protein kinase kinase dSOR1
Biological process (GO): protein phosphorylation
Molecular function (GO): protein kinase activity; ATP binding
Source: RefSeq, a predicted model, not a curated record
CGAUGGAGAGAUCAGCAUCUGCAUGGAAUAUAUGGACGGAGGAUCGCUCGAUUUGAUUUUGAAAAAAGCUGGAAAAAUCCCGGAAUCCAUACUGGGCACUAUUACACUGGCGGUGUUGAAAGGGCUGAACUACUUGCGCGAGAAGCAUGCCAUCAUGCACCGUGACGUGAAGCCGAGCAACAUACUGGUGAACAGUGGAGGGGAGAUUAAAAUAUGCGACUUUGGCGUUUCGGGCCAACUCAUCGACUCUAUGGCCAACUCGUUCGUCGGCACCAGAUCGUACAUGUCUCCCGAACGCUUACAGGGCACACACUAUUCGGUGCAGAGCGACAUCUGGUCGCUGGGUCUUUCGCUGGUAGAGAUGGCGAUUGGCAUGUACCCCAUCCCUCCUCCCGACGCCAUUACCCUGGCCGCCAUCUUUGCUCCGGAAGGGGGUGCCGCCCCACCUCCCUCUGCACCCGCUCCAGCCAACGACGACAGCCAAGCAGCCUCGUCGAAUGGACCCCGGCCGAUGGCAAUCUUUGAAUUGCUGGACUACAUUGUGAACGAACCGCCACCCAAGCUGCCAGCUGGCGUUUUCUCCGAUGAAUUCAAGGACUUUGUCGACCAUUGCUUGAAGAAGAACCCUAGUGAACGAGCUGAUCUCAAAAUGUUAUUGAACCAUGCAUGGAUGAAGCGUGCCGAGACCGAAGAGGUGGACAUUGCUGGCUGGGUGUGCCGCACAAUGGGUCUCACCCCCACCACACCCACCCGGCAGCAGGCUGCCGCCCCUCCACCCUCAUGAAGACUCACCCCGCUUCAGCAGCUGAUCUUCUUCAUUGACAACACUGCUAAUCUCUGGUCCGACCCGGAGGACCAUCACUAGACCAUCACCACCGUACACUACAUGCCAACAAGUUCUUCAUCCAAGUUCUGGAAAUCUAUGGAAUCGUAUCCGAUAUAUGUUACAUAAUACUCAAUAUAAUAUACGCAGUAUUGUAGAUUAAAUGCAAUGAAGAUGAAAUGAAGCUCUAUAAAUAUGGUUGUCUGCGACCUGAAUGACUAAAAAUUGAGAAGAUAAAGAUGCUGAAGAGAAAAAUUGAGAGAGAGAUAAUUGAUAAUUGCACAAUUAUUGGCCAAAGCUGUAGGAGCAUCUGUCGAUGCUGAACAGAAAAAUUGGGAGAGAGUGAGAGAGAGAUAAUUGAUAAUCGCACAAUUAUUGGCCAAAACUGUAGGAGCAUCUGUCGAUGCUGAAGAGAGAAAUUGGGAGAGAGUGAGAGAGAGAUCAUUGAUAAUUGCACAAUUAUUGGCCAAAGCUGUAGGAGCAUCUGUCGAUGCUGAAAAGAGAAAUUGGGAGAGAGUGAGAGAGAGAUAAUUGAUAAUUGCACAAUUAUUGGCCAAAGCUGUAGGAGCAUCUGUCGAUGCUGAAGAAAGAAAUUGGGAGAGAGAGAGAGAUAUGCUGAAGAGAAAAAUUGAGUGAGAGAGAGAUAAUUGAUAAUUGCAUAAUUAUUGGCCAAAGCUAUUGAGGAGCAUCUAUCGAUGCCUAACUUUUUAAGGUGAGUUUUCACAUAUCAGUAUUAAGUGUCAGUGAAAAUAUCACUUCAGUGAAAAUUUUAUUGCCCAAAAGGACUAUUCCCGCUUAUCCCCGGUAUGAAAGGUCCCAUUAAAACAUGGUAAUAAUAUUUUAAAAAUUAUUAUUAAACGAAAAUCCAAUCUAAAUGCUGUAAUUCACCCCGAAGACUUCUGCUACUGCAAAUAUUGACAACAGGGUAAACAGCU